Molecule: messenger RNA, 1434 nt
Organism: Coccidioides immitis RS
Lineage: Eukaryota; Fungi; Ascomycota; Eurotiomycetes; Onygenales; Onygenaceae
Exons: 2
Coding region: 1-1434 (477 amino acids)
Source: RefSeq, a predicted model, not a curated record
AUGUAUUGGCCAUUGGCCUGGGCGAUCUUCACCACAAGCAGCCUUAUGAUAUAUGCUAGAUCAAUAACAACACAUGCCGCUCCACUUGACGGUGGAAAGAACCCGCAGAUCUCCCAAUCAAGCCUCGAGACCGUCGAGACGAGCCGUGAGGAACUCGACAAACUCCUCUCGACAGAUUCUAGUGACGGUUUUCGCGGCGAUCCCAUCAAACCAUACGGCGGUAAGGUUCCAAUACAUAGGAAUAGUCUCCUUCGUUCCGAGCAAUUUAGACGGUUGGUCGGCGAUCUACAGACCUGCGGCACGGACCUCCUCCCGUAUGGAUCUGAAGAUUUCCUCGCAAGAUCUACCGAAGUAAAAGGGUCAAGUAUAAGAUCUUGUCGGGAGGCGAUAUUCACCUUCCUCAAAUGGACCAAGGGCGAUAAUCCGUACCUGAAUCUUUCGAACGUCAGUCGUGCACAGUUGAUUAAAAGUGCGUUAGAUGGUGAUUGCGGAUGUGCGUAUCUGCCCAGUUCGGAGCUGACGUUUUCGAGUCUACGCCAUGGACAUGCAAAACGAAACAACAUCGAUUCCAUGGAUGAUCCUCCCGCUCAUGGUCACACACAGUGUAAAGGAUCAUCAAAGAUACCCAGGGCUAACCCACUUGAGAUCCCCGAUGUGCCAACUCCAUCACAUCUACAAGCUUGCGAAGAGAAAAUGUGUAGAAUCGGCGACUUGGACAAAAUAUGUACUCAGCCCAAAUAUCGAAUGACUAUGGCUGAGAUCGGGGUUUGCAAGAUGUGCUACCCCAAAAAUGAGGAGCAGCUGCGACUUUACUGCAUUGUCCGUGAAAAACGGGAGAGGAGGGCCUUUUUUGUGGCGUCUGCGAUGGUAGCCAUAUUCGCGAUCGGCGUAGCGGGGGUAAUCGUUUUUAAUGACUGCGUUCAAAAAAGGGCGAGAGAGGCAUCUAGCAAUAUGGGAGAGGGAAGGAUAUAUCCGCUUCGAUGCUGCGGUCUCUGGGAUUUUCUCAAACGGCCCUGGGCUUCACGGGUUUGCGGAUACUUCAAGCGCGGCAGAGAAACAACAGGUGUCGAGGGAUCUACAUUCAACAGAACAACCGUUACAGAGGAGGCGGUACUUGCUAAAACUUUCGAGGACGGAAACAGCACGAACGCCGAUCAUUCCAACGGGUACGAACUCGAAACUAUCGAUCCCAGGGCCCUGAACAGUUUUCGGAGAGUCGGGACGUAUGGGAAUUGGGCAAUAGGAAGUACAAUUCCUGCUGUGCCUCAAGCCGAGAGACCCAAUAUUCAAAGGCGAUUCGCAACGACGAACGUCUCGUCAGCUUGGAUGUCUUCCAGAGAAAGCUUUGACAUCGAUGAUGUUCCAUCUCCGUCUGCGUGUCCCACAGAACCUAGCUCUUCACUUCAAACUGGCAACGCCCGCAGCGAACGCUGA